This is a messenger RNA of Arvicola amphibius (Eurasian water vole), 2406 nucleotides long. RefSeq names its product leucine rich repeat containing 75B (gene Lrrc75b). The coding region runs from base 1 to 933 and encodes 310 amino acids. The transcript has 4 exons. Lineage: Eukaryota; Metazoa; Chordata; Mammalia; Rodentia; Cricetidae. The record is from RefSeq and is a predicted model, not a curated record.
AUGGGGGCGCGGCUGGGGCGACGGGCAAGGGCAGCGGCCGGCUCGGAUGCCCCUGCGGCAGAGGGCUCCGGGCCCGCGCCCUACGAGCGCCGGGUGCGCUGGCUGCGAGAGAUCCAGUCCACGCUCCGUGAGCGGCGACCGGAGCGCGCUCGGCAGCUGCUGCGCCUCCUGCGCCAGGACCUGGGCCUUGAAGGGAACCUCCUCACUGACAUCCUCUACAGGAACGUGGCUUUGCUUAACCUGGUGGACCCCAUCUCCCAUGACUUGCUGGUGAACCUGGCCCGGGACCUGCAGUGCCCCAAGAAGGACCAUGAGCCCUGGAAGUCCUCGGAUAAGAUCUGUCGGCAGCUCAUCUACCACCUCACUCCUCACUCCAAGAGAAAGCCCCACCGGAAAACCCAGAACAGCUUCAAGAGCGGCCUCCAGAAGACUCUGCUGGCAGGGGAGACCGUGGACCUUUCUGGUAUCCCGCUGUCCGCCCGGGAUGUGCAGCACAUAACCCGCUACCUGAGCAGCCACGGUGUUGAGCUGGUGGUCUUAGACCUGAGCUUCACGGAGCUGAGCGAUGAGCUGCUGCACCUGUUGCUACCCAGCCUCUGGGCUCUGCCCCGCCUCACCCAGCUGCUGCUCAAUGGCAACCGACUGACGCGGGCUGCUGCGCGCGAACUCACGGAGGCUAUCAAGGACACCGCCAAGUUCCCCGUGUUGGCCUGGGUCGAUCUGGGUAACAAUGUGGACGUGUCUUCACUUCCCCAGCCCCUGCUGGUUGGCCUGCGGCGGCGACUCAGUCAGCACACCUCACUCCCCACCAUCUAUGAGGGUCUGGACUUCGAGCCUGGGGGCGGCACGGCUGGGAACACAGAGGCUGUCUCCACCUGGGGCUCUGCAGCGAAUGAGCCGGGACUAGAGCCACAGAGUUGUUGUGCUAGGUGACUAACUGGUCUGCUUCAUUGGUACUGACUGAAGUCUUUUAAGAAUGAGGUCCUGGGGGCUCACAACGUCCCACAGAGAGACAGUACAAAUACACAACUUGGGGUGAAGUGGGUGGAAGAAGGGUUUCAUGGGAGACAGGCCAGCCAGCCCAGGCUAGGGCUCCACCACACCCAGCAAAGAGGGGACCCAGCACCCUCAGCCCAGACCUUCCAGGAAAGGAUGCUAUCGAUCCCUUACCUCAGGCUUCUUCCACUGCAGACUUCAGACUGCUGAGCUCCAGGCUUACUGCAGAGGUAGGAAAACCCCACCCGCCUGGAGUGGGUGGAUCACAGCCAUGCUGAUGUCCCUUUAGCGCUCACUGGCAGGGCGCCAUGGAAACCAAGGUGUAGUGGUCAUGGAUUCAUGGUGUGGACUCAAGGGUGCGAGGAGGCAUGAUGUUGGCUCAGCAUUUGAGCUCUCUACGUUUGGGGGCUUCAGGGGAGCAGGCUGGGAGUCACAGACGGGCAGAGCUCUACACAGAGCCCCACAGCAAGUACAAUCAGGGCCCCUCGGUGUGCGCUGGGCUAGGGACAGGGCUUCACAGAGCAAAGGCAAGGCCUCAGGGGUUCUGAGGGGGUGACUCUGGGUUUGUCUCCCGCAUGGUACAGCACUGCCCACUCUCCCCAGCUCUAGUCUCUAGACUUCCUAUAUAGGGUAAGGAGAUCUGGCUGACUCUCAGAGAUGAGCUGUCGUGUUUCCUCUAGUUCUGGGGUCACACAGCAUGUAAGGGGUGGAGGUGGGUCCAGCUAGCAUCAGGAGUUCUCAGGGGGGCAGAACAGACCUAAGGGUCUCUCUAUAGAGAGUUGCUAUCUUCCUUUCUCAAAUCCCUCAAGGGGAUUCUCAACUAGAAACCUAAUGUCUGACUGCUCUCACUACCCUGUUUAGGAGACUAGAGGUUUUAGCUCAAGCAGCAGAGAGGCAGAGCAUGUGGGGAAGGGACUCAGAGAAGCCCUGGGUGGGGAAACCAGUGGCCUAAGGCCUCUGUGUAGAGCCAAGACUGUCUGGUGGCAGUGGAGGGCAACCUCAGCUUUAAGGUAAAGGCUUGGGGUUGGAGGCUCACCCUGGACCCAUGUGCCCAGAGCCCACUUACUCCCCCACCUUACUGUCUGUCUCCAAGUGGACUAUGGACAGUAUUUAGCCCCCCCCAAAAAAUCACCAGUUCCAGCACAUCCCCAGAUCAGUGGCCAAGAAGGGAGAGGGAGGGAUUACAUCAGCUCCCAGGCCUGGGACAGAGGUCCGAGGAGGAAAAGGAUUUCAUCUCAUGCUCCACAGCUUUAGACACUGCUUACCAAGGGGCAGUGAGGAGAGCGCAGGGCCUCAGGCUUCAUCUGCACUCUCGGCUUCUUUGGGCCUGGGACCCAACAUCCCCCUCUCUGUUAAACAAAGCUUGCUGCCCUGGAUCCUGGCACUCAGUGCUUCAUCUAGAGGUACUAC